Schistosoma mattheei is the source of this 2958-nucleotide messenger RNA. The record is from the annotation of a GenBank genome assembly. NCBI's taxonomy places the organism in Eukaryota, Metazoa, Platyhelminthes, Trematoda, Strigeidida, Schistosomatidae.
AUGGAAGACCCUAAGAGAAAACCAAACAAUUCAGGCAUCUCUACAAAUUCUUAUAACUUAUGUAUAGAUUGUCCAGUAUGUUCUGAUCCAUCUAAUCCUUCAGAAAAUCCGAACUGCAAGCAUAUUUUAAAUGACCAGCCACUACUCAGUAAUGUUUCGUCAACCGAACAUCCUGAAGCUAUGUCAGAACUUGUUAAUCCUGACGAUGAAUUAGACGAUUCUGGUGACGCUAAAUGUACAAGGACUAACUCACAUGAAAGUAUAAACAGUAAUACAGAUAACGAUGAAGAUGAUGAAGACCAUGCAAGAUUACGAUUUCGUCGAUACUCUUCAGAUGAAGAUUCAGAACAUGAGUUUGUAGAACGGGGAACUGACGAAAAUGAUAACGAUUCAGAUACAGAUUUUUGGGGUUCUGAUGAUUCUAGUAUAUUGCAUUCACAGGAUGAGAUUAAUUCUACCGGUACACCCUCGGAUGAUGAUCUUGAUGAUUUAUCUGAUGAUCGAAUCCCGUUCAAGGAGGAAGCGAUACAAGAAGGCAAGACGGAGAAAGUAAAAGUUCCUUCACCGGUUUCUCAUCCAUCUUCAGACAAUGCUAAGGAAUCAGUGCAUCAUGAUUCUACUAUUGAUUAUGUAGAGAAAAAUACGCGUUACUCUUCAAAAUGUCAUUCAGAUUCUAUUAAAGAGAAUUUAUCAGAUUAUCCUUCUGUUCAAUUUGACAAAGAUUCUUACGACCCAAAUACAGAUAUACCAACACGUAUUAGUCUAUUUAGUCGACUUUAUUUAUUUCCUGCUGUCAAAUUGUUUUUGGAUUGGCUUUCAAGUUCACAGUUUCAACAUUUAAAUUUGUCUUUUCAAAAUGUUAAUUCCACAUUAACAGAUAAUAUAACUAAUAAAUCGCAGAAACCUAGUAGAGCUAGUAUUAUUUGGCAGGCGUCUGUAGAAAGAUUCGUAUCACAACUAAUCCCAUUAUUAAAUAGUAUUUAUCCAAUAUUCGAUCAAAUGUCUCAUGAAAUAUUGUGCAAAAAUGUAACCAAUACAUCAGAAUCAUGUGAAAUUAGUCAUUGUGAUCAAAAAGAACAGUUACAUGUGGAUUCGUGUACUCACUUGGUUGAAUCGAAUAACGAUGACAAAACCAAGUUCAAUAUCGUUCAUCAUUUAUCACCUGCUGCAUACCGGACAAUGAAAAAAUUGUUUUCUCAACAAAUUUCCAAUCCAAAUAAGUUUCCCACUGAAGAACAAAAUGAAUCAGAGAAAAAUUUUGUAAAAGAAACUGUAAUUCCUAAUGAUGAAAAAUCCAAAAUUUAUCCUCUUCCUGAAGAUUGGUUACUACUUGGCUUACCAUCAAUGAAUUGUAUUCAUAAAAAAAUUGAUUUUCAUAAUGGAUGCAUAUCACCGUCGUUAAAUGAAGUAGAUGAGAUCGUAUUUCGGUGCGCCUCCCUUACGUUUCAUGGGUGCAGUUUAGCAUCACACAGUGAUCAGUUGGGUUUAUUUGUUACAUAUAAUUCUACUGGAAAUGGUGGUCGACCUUUUAAGUGUGACAUACCACUGUCUAAUGUUGCUAGUCUAUCCUCUUCCAAUAAUUCUAAUUGGCCCUAUUUGAGUCGACGAAGACGUCGUGGUCGUCGAUAUCAGAAGUUCUAUCCUGGCUAUGGAAGAUGUGAUCGUUACAGUUCUUCUUGUCCCAAUACUGGUUAUCAGUAUAACAGAACUGAUCAUCGUAAUACAUGUGUACCUCAUAGAGGUCACUCCUAUAGGGAACAUGCUAGAUAUUCAGGCUCGGCUAAAGGUCACAAGUCAUACUAUGAUUCCAGACAUCGUAACAAACACUCACAACAAGCAGAUAAUCAUCAUAACGAUUGGGAUACAAUAGAGUCUGUUCAACAUUCAGAAGUUUCACCAUCUGAUGUUCUUCAAUCUGUCUCUAAAAGUGGUCCACAAAAAUUUGAUUCAUCUUCACUGGUUAAAUGUGAUACUGAAUUAUUUGACAAACCUCAAAUUAAUUCAACAGAAACUGACCAGUCACGCCGAGAUCAAGCUAUGCGAGAUAUGGCUCGUCUUCGGUUACUCAAUGAAGUCGAUCAGUUAGAACGUCAGUUUCGUAAUCAAUCACCUCUUUCAUACAAUAAAAGAAGCACUAACACUGCAUCUUCCAUUCAGAAUUCAGAUUCAAAUAUUCAGGAUAAAAACUUGGAAUUUGAUAUUAAAAAAACCUUUUUGUCACCUUUUCUUGUCAUAGAUGCUUACUGCUUAACCAGCCAUUUAUCCAUGGUCAAACAAUUAGUCAGUUCUAAUCGUUUCGUUUUAAUCAUACCACAAGCAGUUAUUUCCCAUUUGGAUUACUUGAAGAAAACAAUGGCAUCCGCUAGAGUAGCGAUACGAUACCUGGAACAUGAAGCUCACGGUGGCAACCGUUAUCUGCGAUUACAAAGACCAGAUGAGCAACCAAAUCAACUUAUUGAACUUCAUCGUCAAGAUGCUGUACAUAACGAUGCUCAAGAUUUAAUAACCGACACGGAAGAAGACGAACCUAAAGCACCCACCAACCAAAGCUUAAAUCUUCGCGUUGUAAGAAGAUGGGUUAACAUCCUGAACUGUGCGUCUUAUUUUGCACAGACGCUCAAAGAUUCAAACAAUUCAUCUGAUCCAACAUCUGUAAACAAAAACUCCUUACUUAAAGAAGCUACUAAUUCAAAUGAACAGGAAACCAAUGACUUUCUAUAUUUGCUUAAUAUUUCACCUCCAUAUGUAGAUCUACUAAAUAAAGAUUGCAGUACAAAUGAAUUGAAUGAGUUUUCACUUACUAAAACAGCACCUGUGACUAUUCUGAUUGGAUUUAGAAAUACAUCUGUUGAAGAUACAAUAGUUCCUCAAGACUUUUUAAAGCUUGCAUUAAAUCAUGGUGUACGGUUAGAAUUAAUUCGCUCCUUUAUUCAACGUUGGAAAGCGAUCAAAACAUGA